GUGCUAGUUUUCUAUGCCGCAAGUACACUGAAUUUGUUUAUUAGUACCAGUAGUAUAGUAUUUUUUGUUCAUUCUUUUUGAUUUUCUUUUUUUCUUUUUUUGAGAUGGAGUUUCCCUCUUCUUUUCCUGGCUGGAGUGCAAUGGCACAAUUGUAGCUCACUGCAAUUUCCAUGCCCCGGGUUCAAGUGAUUCUCCUGCUUCAGUCUCCCAAGUAGAUCAGAUUAUAGGUGCUGCAACCAUGCCCACCUACUUUUUUUGUAUUUUUAGUAGAGACUGGAUUUCACCGUGUUGGCCAGGCUGGUCUCAAACUCCAGACUUCAGGUGAUCCGCCCACGUCAGCCUCCCAAAGUGCUGGGAUACAUGCAUGAGUCACUGCACCCAUUCUGUGAUUUUCUGCAUAGAAGAUCAUGUUAUCUACAAACAAAUAUAACUUUCUUUCUUUCUGACUUAGAUGAGGGUUUUGUUUUUGUCUAUUCAAUUUACGUUGUAAAAUGUAUUUUCUGUUUCCUGAAGUAAAUUUUUUUUUAAAGAUGGAGGCUUGCUCUGUCACCCAGGCUGGAGUGCAGUGCAGUUAUCUUGGCUCACCACAAACUCAGCCUCCCAGGUUCAUGGGAUUUUGCAGCCUCAGCCUCCUGAGUAGCUGAGACUACAAACGUGUGCCACUGCGUCUGGCUCAUACUUUUUUGUACUUUUUUUUUUUGUUUUUGAGAUGGUGUAUUGCUCUGUUGCCAGGCUGGAGUGCAGUGGUGUGAUCUUGGCUCACUGCAACCUCCGCCUCCCGGGUUCAAGCAAUUCUCCUGCCUCAGCCUCCCAAGUAGCUGGGACUACAGGCAUGUGCCACCACGCCCAGCUAAUGUUUGUAUUUUUUAGUAGAGAUGGGGUUUCACCAUGUUGGCCAGGAUGGUCUCGAUCUCUUAGCCUUGUGAUCCGCCCUCCUUGGCCUCCCAAACUGCUGGGAUUACAGGCGUGCACCAUUGCGCCUGGCAGACUUUUUUUGUAUUUUUAAUGGAGGUGGGUUUCACCAUGUUGACAAGGCUGGUCUCGAACUCCUCAUCUCAGGUGAUCUGUCUGCCUUGGCCUCCCAAAGUGGUGAGAUUACAGGCAUGAGCCAUGUCUCCCAGACUUUGAAGUGGUGUUUUUUAAAAGUAAUGAAACUUUUUUUUUUUUUAAGCUUGAGGCAAUAUCGUGCCACUGCACUCCAGCCUGGUGAUGGAGUGAGACUGUCUCAAAAAAAAAAAAAAGUAAUUAAUUAAUUAAAAAGUGUGCAGCCAUCAGCCCUCAGGCCCCCUCUGUCUAUGGUGUAGCCAUUUUUUUAUUCCUUUACUGUUGUUGUUGUUUUUUUUUUUUUUUUUUUUUGACCCGGGUUCAAGCGAUUGCUCUACCUCAGUCUCCAGAGAAGUUGGGAUUACAGGAAUUCCCCAUCAGACCAAGCACAUUUUUCUAUUUUUAGUAAAGACGGGAUUUCUCCAUGUUUCUUGGUCAGGUAGGUCUUGAACUCUCUCUCAAGUGAUCCGCUCACCUCAGCCUCUGAAAACGCUGGGAUUACAGGCAUGAGCCACUUCGCCCAGACUUUUUUUUUCCCCCAACAUCUAAUGGGCAAAUGCAGUUUUGUUUUGUUUUGUUUUGUUUGAGACGGAGUUUCACUCUUGUUGCCCAGGCUGGAGUGCAGUGGCGAAAUCUAGGCUCACCACAAACUCCGCCUCUAGGGCUCGAACAGUUUUCCUACUACCUCUGUCUUCCGAGUAGCUGGGAUUACAGGCAUGCACCACAACGCCCGGCUAAAUUUGUAGUUUUAGUAGAGACAGGGUUUCUCCAUGUUGGUCAGGGUGGUCUCGAACUCCUGACCUCAAGUGGUUUGCCCACCUCAGCCUCCAAAGUGCUGAGAUUACAGGCGUGAAUCAGUGCACACGGUCUCUCUCUUCAUCCUCUUAUCUGUUUGCCUCUAUUUUCCAUCACAUUCUGCUCUAAGGCUUAUUUAUUUAAAAUGGCUUUUAUUUCUUUCUCUAUUGUCAUCGUGGAGAUGAUUUCUCAUUUGGAAGAAGAUUAUUUUGUUUUCAAUUGUAUUUUCGCAACAUUUAAAAAGUGAAGUAAAGAGUAUUUCCCGGGCCGGGCGUGGUGACUCACGCCUAUAAUCCAAGCACUUUGAAGGCCAAGGUUCAAGACCAGCCUGAGCAACAUGGUGAAACCCCGUCUUAAAAAUUAAUUAAUUAAUUGUUUUUUAAAAAAAGAGUAUUUCCCGGACCAGGCACCAUGGCUAACGACUGUAAUCCCAGGACUUUGGGAGGCCGAGGCAGGCAGAUUACUCAGUCAGGAGUUCUAGAUCAGCCUGGCCAACAUGGUGAAACUUUAUGUCUACCAAAAAUACAAGAAUUAGUUGGGCAUGGUGGUGCGAGCCUGAAUGCCUGCUACUCCGGAGGCUGAGGCAGCGAAUCGCUUUAAUCCAGGAGGCCAAGGUUGCAGUGAGCUGAGAUCUCGCCACUGCACUCCAGCCUAGGCGACAGAGGAAUACUGUCUCAAAAAGAAAAAAAAUAAAAGUAAUAGAUCUCUUCCGAAAAUGUGCUGGGAUAACUAACUGGACAUCCACAUGGAAAAGAAUAAUGUUGGAUCCUGGCCAGGCGCGGUGGCUCACGCCUAUAAUCCCAGCACUUUGGGAGGCUGAAGCGGUGGAUCACGAGGUCAAGAAAUUGAGACCAUCCUGGUCAACAAGGUGAAACCCUGUCUCUACUAAAAAUACAAAAAUUAACUGGGCAUGGUGGUGCGCACCUGUAGUCCCAGCUACUCGGGAGGCUUCGGCAGGAGAAUUGCUUGAACCCAGAAGGCAGCAGUUGCGGUGAGCCGAGAUUGUGCCAUUGCACUCCAGUCUGGGUCACAACAGCAAAACUCCAUCUCAAAAUAAUAAUAAUGUUGGAUCCCUAAGCCACAUCAUCAAAAAUUAUAUUUUAAAAAGAUUUUUUAAAAAAGGAAGGAAGCCCUGCGGGAAGGGGUGUUACUGUGUCGCCCAGGCUGGCCUGGACCCACAGGCUCAGCCAUCCUCCCUCCGUUGCUUCUUGAGUAGCUGGGACCUCAGCCUGCCGCCCCUGCGCCCGCAUCCCAGCAGUGUGUAAGCAGCAAGUGGUGACCUCACUCCUCCCCAGCCUGAGCACUCCGCCCCGCCUCCCACGCGGUGGCGUUAGGAAAGUCUUUGAGGCUGAGCACACUGUAGACUCUCCCUCCCGAGUAAAUGGAGAAUGCAAAGGGAGAGGAUUUCUGUUCUGUUCUGUGGGCGUCAGCAUGAAAUCCUACAUUCGGCACAGGCAAGGGCUUUACAUUUCACCUUCUAGUUUGCAUCCCCGUUCCAGACAACUCCAGGGCUUUCGAAUCAUGCCUCAGCCUUUCUGGCCGGUGUCGCCUCCAAAACCCGAAAAACAGAGACACUGGAAGCGAGGCCUCUCCCGAUUCUAAAGGGCAAGGUCUCUCUGCCUCGCCCAGCGCCCCAACCUCCCCCAGGUCCCGCCCACCAUGCGGGGCCCUCCCAGGUCUGGCUUCUGUCUUGCGCGCGUAGAUUCACGCAAACGCGCUCAAACCCGGAAGCGGAUCGCGUGGGGGUGAAAGUCCCACCGAGGCGUGAGACAGGGUUUCACCAUGGUCUCGAUCUCUUGACCUCAUGAUUCACCCACCCUGGCCUCCCAAAGUGCUGGGAUUACAGGUGUGAGCCACCGCACCCAGCCUCAGGAUUGACUUCUAAAGACUCUUGAUACAGAAGAAACCCGGAAGAGGAAGAGGAAAGCAAAGGAGUCAGGGAUGACUCUUCCUCAGGGUCUAUUGACAUUCAGGGAUGUGGCCAUAGAAUUCUCUCAGGAGGAGUGGAGAUGCCUGGACCCUGCUCAGAAGACUUUACACAGGGACGUGAUGUUGGAGAACUACAGGAACCUGGUCUCCCUGGACAUCUCUUCCAUAUGCAUGAUGAAGGAGUUCUCAUCCACAGGGCCAGGCAAUACAGACGUGUUCCACACAGGGACAUUGCAGAGACAUGAAAUUCAUCAAACUGGAGAUUUUUGCUUCCAGAAAACUGAGAAAAAUAUUCAUGACUUUGAGUUUCAGUGGCAAAAGGAUGAAAGAAAUAGUCAGGAAGUACCCAUGACAAAAAUCAAAAAGCUGACUGAUAGUACAGACCGAUAUGAUGACAGGCAUCCUGGAAACAAGCCUGUGGAAGAUCAGCUUGGAGUGAGCUUUCAUUCACAUCUGUCUAACCUGCAUAUAUUUCAGAAUGAAGAGAACAUUGAUCAUCAACUAGAGAAGUCUGUAACUGAUGUUUCCUUAAUUUCAGCUUCCCCAAGAAUUUUUUGUAGGCCCCAAACCCAUAUUUCUAAUUACUGCAGGAAUAAUUUGCUUCAUUCAUUACUGACAGAAAGAGAGGAAGUACACAUGAGAGAAAAAUCUUUCCCAUGUCAUGAGAGUGGCAAAGCCUUUCAUUGUAGCUCACUGUUAAGGAAACAUCAGACCAUCCAUUUAGGAGAGAAACAAUAUGAAUGUGAUGUGUGUGGCAAGGUCUUUAAUCAGAAGCGAUACAUUGAACGCCAUCGUAGAUGUCACACUGGUGAGAAACCUUACAAGUGUAGUGAGUGUGGCAAGAGCUUCUGUCACAUGUCAUAUCUUGUAUGCCAUCGUAGACUUCAUACUGGAGAGAAACCUUACAAAUGUAAUGAGUGUGGCAAGACCUUCCAUCAAAGUUCAGGCCUUCUAUUUCAUAAGAAAAUUCACACUGGAGAGAAACCUUACCAAUGUAAUGAAUGUGGGAAGGUUUUUAAUCAAAAAUCACACCUUACACGUCAUCAUAGACGUCAUACUGGAGAGAAACCUUACAGAUGUGAAGAAUGUGACAAAGUUUACACUCGCAAAUCAUACCUUGAAAUCCAUAGGAGAGUUCACACUGGAGAGAAACCAUAGAAAUGUAACUUUUGUGACAAGGCUUUUGGGUGUGCUUCACACCUGGCACGAUAUACUAGAAUCCACACUGGAGAAAAACAUUACAGGUGUACUGAGCGCGGCCAAGCCUUUAGUGGACACUGAGCACUUAUUCAUCAUCAAGCAAUCCAUGGUAUAGGGAAACUUCACUAAUGUAAUGAUGGUCACCAAGUCUUCAGUAACGCUACAACCAUUGCAAAUCAUUGGAGAAUCCAUAAUGAAGACACAUCUCACAGGUGUAAUUGGUGUAGCAAAUUUUUCAAUCUUUCAUACCUUGUCAUUCAUCAGUGAGCUCAUACUGGAUGGAAACCGUAUAAAUGUCAUGAUUGUGGCAACGUCUUCAGUCAAGCUUUAUCUUAUGCAAAACAUAGGAGAAUUCUUUUUUUUUUUAGAAGUGAAAGGUCUCACAUAUUUAUUACUGAACCCAGGCAACCAAAGCCUUCUUGUUUUUUUUUAACAUGAAUAAUGGAAGCACUGUGGGUUGUACUAACUAAUGCCUUCAUAACAGAUCCAGAGAGGAAACUGUUCAAACUUCUCCAGAUAGCGGUGACAUUUUUCAGCUUGAUUUGGUAACACGAUUGUGACUUUCAGACCGCAUAAAUACAUGUGCCAUCACAUGUGUAAUUUCUUAUAGCCCCAGCUUGGUUCUUCUCCAGUGUCUCCUUUUGGAGUUGUACCUGAUUUUAUUACCAGUUUUCAUCCGAAUCCACUGGGGAAUGGGACGAUUUUGCUUGUUUCUUGGCCAGGAAUCGCUUAAUACUGAAAGUCUUGUGAGAAGACAUGGCGAGAAAUGGAAUAAAGCACACACCACGAUGGCGGAGAAAGGAAGAGAGGAGGAGAAUUCUUAUUGGAGGAAAACCUCACUCGUGUGAUAAUCGUGGCAAAGCCUUUGUUUCACGUUCACGUCAUUAGACAUCAGAGAAUCCACAAUGGACAAAAAUCCUACAAAUGUCAUAAGUGUGGCGAAGUCUUCAGUCUAGAGUAAAUCUUGCAGAACAUCGGAAAAUUCAUUCUUGAGAUAAUUGUUCCAAAUGCAAUGCGUAUAACAACCCAUCAAGCAUUAACUGACAUUAGAGUCAAUUCAGCAUCAACUUGAGUUUGCGUUGACUUAACAUUGAGUUCAAGCAUUAAUUGACAUUAAAGUUUUUAUGUUAAGAGGAUUAAGCCAGGUGUGGUGGCUUUUUAUGAGCACUGUGUUGAAUGUAAGUCACAUUGGGUAAUAUAAUCAUUUAACAAUAUUUUUCCAAUCCAUCAAUAUGGGUUGUAUCUAUAUGUGUGUAGUCACUAUUUAAGUAUGAUCUUCUCACCUUUUUACAUUUAUUCCUAAGUAUAUCUUACUUUAAGUUGUCUAGCAAAUGGAAGUGUUUUCUUAAUUUCCUUUUAAAAUUGUUCAUUGUUAAUGUCUGAAAAUUCAGCUAAGUUUUGCUACUGAUACUGUAUUCUGCAAAUACACUUAAUGUAUGUAUUGGUUAUAGUGGUAUUUUGGUUGACUGAUUUUCUACACAGAAAACCAUGUCAUCUACAAAUAUUAUUUACUUCUUUCUUUCUUUCUGAUUUGGAUGAGUUUUAUUUCUUUUGCUAUUUAGUUGCUCUGGCUAAGACAGCCAGUAUUUAUUGAUAGAAGGGGUGAGGGUGUUCUUGGAUCAUGUGAGAUCCUACAGAAAAAGCAUUCCAUUUUUUCUUUUUAACUGGUUAUUUCCAUCGUGGUCAUUUCACGGAGGGUCUUUAUAUUAUUGAGGUAAAUUUCCUUCCUUGUCUGUUUUGUUUAGGAUUUCUAUGAUGACUGGAUGGUGAGUUUUGUGAAAUGCUUUUCCUCCAUCUAUUGAGAUAAUGUGGUUUUCAUCUUUCAUUCUGCUCAAGUGGCAUAUAUUGAUUUGCUUGAAUAUGUUGAAUCUUUUUUGCAUCCCAGAAAUAAGUGGCAGUUUAAUUCCAUGAUUCUUUUUAUAUCCUCUUGAAUACAAUUUAAUAGUAAAAGGGGUCUUCAAGAAGUUAAUGGAAAAAUACAUAUUAUGAGAAAA
This is a messenger RNA of Callithrix jacchus (white-tufted-ear marmoset), 6962 nucleotides long. The record is from RefSeq and is a predicted model, not a curated record. NCBI's taxonomy places the organism in Eukaryota, Metazoa, Chordata, Mammalia, Primates, Cebidae.